CGAUAUAGACCACCGUAACAGAAACAGAAGCUCGUGUCCUUUGUGUCCUUUGUACUAAAAAAAAGAAAACACAAGUGGCAGAGAGUAAUGUCUUGAUGAAUCUUUUCUAGGGUUUAAUAUAGCGCGUUGCAGCUGCCCACUCGAGUCACUCUCUUUUCGAAAGAUAGCCGUGAAAGCUCUCUCCUUUGAUCUUCCAACUCUAAAUCCCCGACAGAAAUCACAAAAAAAAAAAAAGCCGUGUGUCUUGUCUUAAACGCGGAUCGCGUUUGAUUCCCCGCCGAUGGAGGAGGCAGCGAGUAAUAAUAGAUCCUCCGCCGUUUCGUCCUCUUCAGCUUCAGCCGUCUUCAGAAGGAUCGAGUUUCAUCCCGCGAGGAAACCCUGGAACGGCUUCUCUAACAAAGGUGGUUCCGAUUUCAAGUUGGAGACUUUGAAUCCCAGCUUCUCUUCUGCCAACAAGCUAGCUCUCUCUUCAUCCUCCUCCGUUAAGAAGCAAGACGGGUCCGAUUCGCUCGAUCGGGCGCUUACCUUUAGCAUAACCAUCCGUAAAAUCGGUGCGGGUUUGGAGAAUCUCGGGAAUACAUGUUUUCUUAACUCGGUAUUACAGUGUUUGACAUACACUGAGCCCUUAGCUGCUUACCUACUAAAUGUUGGCCAUGAGAAACGCUGCCACGUGGCUGGGUUUUGUGCUUUAUGUGCAAUGCAGAAGCAUGUGAGGAGUGCUCUCCAAGCUACUGGCGACACAUUAGCCCCAAAAUAUUUGGUCUCAAACCUGCGAUGCGUAUCGAGAAACUUCAGGAAUGGUCGGCAGGAAGAUGCACAUGAGUACAUGAUCAAUUUGCUAGAAUGCAUGCACAAGUGUUCUCUGCCUUCUGGUGUGCCAAGUGAGUCCUCUGAUGCUUACAGGAGCAGCUUGGUUCACAAAAUAUUCGGUGGUACCCUCCGUAGUCGGGUGCAAUGCGCGCAAUGUUCACAUUGCUCCGACAAGUUUGAUCCGUUUCUUGACCUAAGCCUAGACAUUUCCAAGGCAGAUUCGUUGCAGAGAGCGCUCACACGUUUCACUUCUGUUGAGCUCUUAGAUGACGGUGCAAAGGUUUACCAAUGUGAAAGAUGCAAGCAGAAAGUUAAGGCUACAAAACAGCUGACUGUUUCUAAAGCACCGUACGUUCUAGCUCUGCAUCUCAAGCGGUUUGAAGCACAUAGUUCCGAUAAAAUCGACCGGAAAGUCGAGUUUCCCUCUGCAGUUGACUUGAAACCUUUUUUCAGUGGUCCGAAUGAAGGUGACUUGAAGUACACUCUGAAUAGUGUUUUAGUUCAUUAUGGUCGAAGUAUUCAUUCUGGUCACUAUUCAUCCUUUGUUCGCACUUCAACUAGUGGCAUGUGGUAUUCCCUUGAUGACAACAAGGUUUCCCAAGUUAGUGAGAAGAUUGUGUUCAAUCAGAAGGCGUAUAUGCUCUUCUAUGUCCGUGAUAGACAAAACACGGCCCCAAAGAAUGCGCCUGCCAUGGUUAAGAAAGAGAGUCUUUCCACAAACAGAGCUCCUAUGGUUAUAUCUUCUAACAGAAAUGAUCGAGUGAGUGGUUCAACAGUCAUGAAAGCAUCUAGUUUUAACGGUCUUAAUACCAAUGGCACAACACCCCUGAGAUCAUGUAAUCAAGGUGCUCAGAAGGAUCCCACAAGCAGUGCAAAAGAGAUACUUGAGAGGAAAAAUGGUAAAGCACCUUUGAGAUCAUGUAAUCAAGGUGCUCAGAAGGUGCUGCCACUAUCACAGGCUAAUGGGGAAGGAUCAUUGGUAAAGGAGAAUAUAAAGGCUGCAAGCGCAACGCUACCAGGGAAGGUUUCCCCUCUACUGGAUGGCAGCAGCAAGGCUCAAAUUCUUGUGAACUUGCCGACUUCUGUAGCUAAAGCCGAGGAGACUCUCACCACACCAAGAAAGACUCGCAAGGGUAAAACAAAAACGACCCUGCAAGUGGGAUUAAGACUUUUUAAGCUGGCCCUUGGCGUACGCAAAAAGAAGAAACAGAAGAAGGGAAGAUCAAGUAGCUUAGCUGGUAAGGUUAUUUCUGAGGAGCUUCUAUCCGAGAAAAGAGCUGAAGAUCAAGAGCGUUCCACGUCAGAGAUAACUAGCGAAGUUGCUUCCGGCUCUUCUUGCUUGCCUGGAAAGAGUGUCCAUAAUGAAAGGAAAAUGAACAGUAAUGGGAAUAUGUUGCUUGGCUCAGCGACGACUGGAGAUCUCAAGGAGAGUGCUGAUAAUCAAAAUGGUGCCGUUCUUGCUUCAGACCAACAACCACCGUUGAGGAGUUCUGGCUUAUCUAAAGCAAGCCAAAUCGCCAAAAGAAAGAGAGAGUCGUCGUCAAAAGAUGAACAAAUCGUGUUGCAGAAAGAUGAGCCGACGAUUCUCACCCGGGGUUUGCCAGAGAUUCUCACCCGGGGUUUGCCAGAGACAGUUGUUGGCAAAUGGGAUGAAGAAGUCUCGGCUUCUAAGAAGAUGGGAAUGAGUGAAGGCACUAAAAUCGGUUAUGUAGCAGAUGAGUGGGAUGAGGAGUAUGAUAGAGGGAAGAAAAAGAAGAUAAGGAUCAAAGAGGAGAUGUAUGCAGGACCGAACCCGUUCCAGGCGUUUGCAUCAAAGAAACAGACAGACACAAAGAAGAAAUGGACGCAACGCAUGAACACCGCAAAGACAGGUUUCCGGAAAUGAGAAUAAGGAACUGAGCAUCCAUAAUCUAUAUAAAAAAAUGAAUAUGUAAUACACUUUGUUACUGUAUUGGGCAGAAACUAAUAUUAACAACAGAGGAAGAGAGAGAGAGAGAGAGGCUAUAGACGUUGGAGAUUGUUUUUGUGAUCUCUUUUCCUCUCAGUUUUGUUCUGUUUUAGUCUCUCUAGUAAUGCAAUGGUUUUUACUCAACA
Raphanus sativus (radish) is the source of this 2904-nucleotide messenger RNA. Its product is annotated as ubiquitin carboxyl-terminal hydrolase 23-like. Gene Ontology annotation, biological process: protein deubiquitination. The coding region runs from base 281 to 2695 and encodes 804 amino acids. Gene Ontology annotation, molecular function: cysteine-type endopeptidase activity; cysteine-type deubiquitinase activity. The transcript is spliced from 9 exons. The record is from RefSeq and is a predicted model, not a curated record. Gene Ontology annotation, cellular component: cytosol; nucleus. NCBI's taxonomy places the organism in Eukaryota, Viridiplantae, Streptophyta, Magnoliopsida, Brassicales, Brassicaceae.